AUGAGCACUCAGCCCGAAGGAACUGUCUCUAAUACGCCUAAUACGCCGUCGGGGCCUCUUGCCCUUCCAGCUCCAUCUCAGGAUGAUGAGACGACUAAGCUGGAUGUCCACACGAUGCAGAGGAUGAAGUUCGACGCUCUGGGUCCAAUGGUCGUCAAUAGCGAUGGGACGCUGUCACGAAUCGCCAACUGGCCCAAUAUGACUCCGAUGGAGAGGGAGAGGACGAUGAGGGUGCUCGGCGCUCGAAAUCAGUGA
Messenger RNA from Gloeophyllum trabeum ATCC 11539, 255 nucleotides. RefSeq lists its product as uncharacterized. Lineage: Eukaryota; Fungi; Basidiomycota; Agaricomycetes; Gloeophyllales; Gloeophyllaceae. Bases 1 to 255 code for a protein of 84 amino acids. The record is from RefSeq and is a predicted model, not a curated record. The transcript has 2 exons.